CAGGGCGAACGUGAAUAACUGGACACAAGACAGACAGAAGAAAAUCUCUUUGAUGAUGUGUAUGGCUGUUCGGAUCGAGAUAUUACUGCCUGUCAGUUGCUUAUCCUCCACGUCUUCAGAAAGGGUCGCAGGGGAGUGAAGCCUAUUGCGGAUGACCACGGCCGAAAGGCGAACUACACUCUAACUGGUCACCAGUCAGUUGUGAGGCACAGGCAGAGAAAAACAGACAACCAUUCACACCCAAAAUUACACUGCCCAAGUCAGGGAGAUCAUGGAGCUGGUAGAGGAGGAUGAGCUGCUCAGCGAGGAGUCAGAAGAUGAAAACAGCGAAAUGUCAGACAGCGCACUCCAGGACGCUUUCGCAAAAGGACUGUUAAAACCUGGAAUGAACGUGUUGGUGGAAAAACCUAAACAAUUUGCCAACAAUGUGGAUGCAAUGAAACAGUGUUUGGCUGACUUGAAGAAAGAUCUUCCCUGGGUGGAAAGAUUGGACUUAACCAACCCACCUGUUGAAGAUGUCCUUGCUAAGAUGGGAGGAAAAAAGGAAAGUGAGAGCAAUGGAGAAGUCAAUGCAAAUGAUGAUUUCCAGAGAGAGAUGUACUUCUACCGGCAGGCGCAAGCAACAGUUCUUGAGGCAUUGCCUCUCUUGAAAAAAAACUGCAUUGCCACCAAGAGGCCUGACGACUACUUUGCUGAGAUGGCCAAGUCUGACCAGCACAUGCAAAAGAUCAGGAAGAAGCUACUUUCUAAGCAGGCGAUAAUGGAGAGGUCAGAGAAGGCAAAGAAGUUACGCGAACAGAGGAAAUUUGGCAAAAAGGUGCAAGUAGAAGUCAUCCAGAGGCGACAGAAGGAGAAGAAGGCAAUGAUGACCGCUGUAAAGAAAUAUCAAAAAGGAAUGACUGAUAAGUUGGAUUUCUUGGAUGGAGAUGAAAGAGAACGAAAUGCACCCGCUAAAGGUGCCUCUCAGAAAUCAAAGAAGACAUUGAACAAGAAGGGCCCUAGUGCCAAGAGAAAAUAUAAGGACCAGAAAUUUGGUUUUGGAGGCAAGAAAAGUGGAAAGAAGUGGAACACGAAAGAAAGCCACAAUGAUGUGUCCAGUUUCCGCGCUAAAGUGGCUAAUGCAAAGGGUCCAAAAGGAAAGAAAGGAAAAGGCGGAAAACAAAAUAAACGUCCAGGGAAGUCUGUUCGCAGGAAAAUGAAGGCUCGCUCAUAAAGCACUAUGGCGCUGUUCAAUCGGAUUUGAACUUUGUUUCAGGGUGCAUUCCACCACUGCUGAUGUUCCAUUGGGAACUUGAAAUUCUUUGAGACAUUCUCUUCAAACUUUCCUCUGUCAAAAUGUGUAUGGUUGAGCAGGAAAAUAGCUGACUCAUCGUGCGACGCAGAGGAAAGACUUUUUACUUUGGUGGCCAUUUGUAGAUGCAUGCAAACAAGUGCACCACAGGUUUUGUAAAACUUAUUAAGACAUUUUAAAUUCAUUAAAUGUUAUACAAGACAGUA
Molecule: messenger RNA, 1497 nt
Organism: Corythoichthys intestinalis (scribbled pipefish)
Lineage: Eukaryota; Metazoa; Chordata; Actinopteri; Syngnathiformes; Syngnathidae
Gene: ebna1bp2
Product: EBNA1 binding protein 2
Exons: 11
Coding region: 272-1213 (313 amino acids)
Biological process (GO): rRNA processing; ribosomal large subunit biogenesis
Cellular component (GO): preribosome, large subunit precursor; nuclear periphery; nucleolus
Source: RefSeq, a predicted model, not a curated record